AAAAAAACGCGGGGGAGAAUUUUAGGUGCUUAACUGUGCUGAACGUCUGCUGCAUUUGAAUCAAGAUUUCCAAAACUAUCCACAAUGAAAACAAACAUGCGGAGAUCUCGAGAGGAGCACAACUACCGAUAGGAUCCCGAAGUUGGGACCUUUUUAUGUCAAGCAAUGAGAGGCUAACAAAGCUGUAGAUUUUGCUGGAGAUUCCUGACCAUUGCUUCUUGGUGGCACACAUUGCAUCCCAUUUCUUCUCACCACAAACCAUCUUCAUCAUCCCACACCCGUAGUCAUCAUGACGACCUCUUCUUUACGGCGGCAGAUGAAGAACAUUGUGAACAACUACACAGAUGCAGAGAUCAAGGUCAGGGAGGCGACCUCCAAUGACCCGUGGGGUCCUCCGACCUCUCUCUUGAUGGAAAUCGCAGACCUGACCUUCAACGUGGUGGCCUUCACCGAGGUCAUGGGCAUCAUCUGGAAGAGGCUCAAUGACCACGGCAAGAACUGGCGGCACGUGUACAAGGCCCUCACUCUGCUGGACUAUCUGAUCAAGUCAGGAUCAGAGCGAGUGGCCCAGCAGUGCAAGGAGAACAUCUACGCCAUCCAGACUCUGCGCGAUUUCCAGUACAUCGACCGGGAAGGGCAGGACCAGGGCAUGGGCGUGCGGGAGAAGUCCAAGCAGAUGGUGGCUCUGCUCAGGGAUGACGAGCGGCUCAAGCAGGAGAGAUCGCAGGCGCACAAGACCCGUGAGCGCGUGACGGGAACCAGCAGUGCCAUGGCUUAUGGAUCUUUACCACCUCCCUAUCCGGGACGUCACACCCCUCAGCCCAGCAUGGAAGCAGUGUAUGGGGAAGAGCAUAGCAGGGUGAGGCACUCACCUUCCUCCUUCAACUCCUCCUCUUCCUCUCCUCAUCUGGCCCCAGAUCUGGAGCGCGCCCGGCCGCAGACGAGCGGAGAGGAGGAACUCCAGUUGCAGCUGGCCUUGGCCAUGAGCCGAGAGGAGAGCGAGAAGCCGGUUCCUGCUGUGGAUAUUGAUGAACAGACGCAGCUUCAGAUCGCUAUGAGCCUCAGUAAGGAGGAGGCGCACAAGCCAGCUCCUCCUCCUGCUGCUGUUCUGGACAUGGAUGAAGAGGCACAGCUUCAGCUGGCUCUCACUCUCAGUAAAGAGGAACAUCAGCAGGAGGAGCGAAGCCGGCAGGGAGAUGAGUCGUUGCUCCAGAAAGCACUUGAGGAGAGCAAACGAGAAAUGGAGGCCAAAGGAGGAAGAUCUGCCAUGCUGGAUCUUGCAGAUAUUUUUGCUCCAGCUCCUGAUGUGCCUUCUUCUGCUGAUUAUUGUUGUUAUUCGUGAGGAGGUAGUGGUUUAUUAGAAGAUGGUGGUCUUAUGUGUCUGUGGGAUAGUCUGGAACCCAGCUCUUUAAGCCGUCAGCAUGGAAGUUCAUGGAUGGCACCACCGGCAUCCAGUGUUCGUUCCCAGCCUUGGCAUCAGCGAACGCCAAAUCCUGACCCAUGGGACGCCCCUCAGAAUGCCCCAAGCCCUGUGUCCAUGAAUCAGACCUGGAUCUCCCCUGCACGUGGAACUGGAGUGGACCCCUUUUCUCCCCUUGUAGGAGACAAACAAGGAUCUAUUGGCCCUCUCAAAACCCCAUCCCCUCGGGCAGGAAGUCCCUCAGAUGACGAUCUUUUUGAUAAGGCUAUGGAUGGAGGUCAGGCAAAUAUAAAUGGUCACAGUAGUCCUGAGCCUUUUGAUAUGUCUUCCCUUGGCGGCGGUCUACCAAAAACAGCUCCUCGAACCUGCAGUACUCCAGAGGCAUUUCUGGGUCCCACCGGAGCUUCACUCGUCAACCUGGAUUCUUUGAUUCCCUCCAACCCUCCUUCCAAGAACUUCAACCCAUUUUUAUCAGGAAUAACUGUUCCAUCGGCCUCUAAUCCAUUCCAACAGGAACCGGCCCGUCUCACACUAAAUCAGAUGCGCCCCAGUUCCACAUCUCCUGUACCCACAUCCCUCCCAUUUAAUGCCUCUCUGCCCAUGGCUUCCAGCAACCAGCCCAGCUCCCUGCCUACUACCUUCACACAGUCUGCGCAGGUCCCGCUGCUGGUCCCCGGACACCUGCCGCAGCCGCUGCUACCCCUGUCUAUGACAUCCACGCUUGGAAAUCCAGACCAACACAAUCAGAACCCAUUCCUAUGAGCAGAUCCAAACAAGCUUCUGAAAUGACAAUUUAACCACCGACUUGACUUAAAACUGGAACACAUUUUUUAAUAUCUUUGCUUAUUUCACAGCUUCCUGGUUUUGCUCUAUGCAGUCACUCGUAAGAGGCGUUCACACAAAUAGUGGUUUCCAGUGACAAAAAUCUGUCAUUUUUAACAAUGGUGAAGCUAUGUGGCCAUAUACAGUGAUGUGACAAAGUUGAGAAAAGUUCAGUAUUAUGCAAAUAAGCAGUCAUGUAAUGUGGAGACCAGUAGACACUGGUGCACAUGUCCUGUGAGAUACUGUAGUGAGUUUCAAUGAGAUGUAGAAGUUUGUUAAAGUCCAGACCCACCAAACUGACAUUGAAGAACUAGUGGCAAAAAAACCCCACAAUAACUUUUGUUAAGUCCCAGACACACCAAGCCAAUGUCAAAGAACUAGCAGUGGUGAAAACCAACUGUGUUGUCUGCGUCUGGACCAAAAAUUUGCGCUUGAACUCAUUACGAAGUGUCUCCACACCAGCAGGUGGCAGUAGUCUGUAUUUAUCGUUCAAAGAAAAAAAAAACUGGAAGAGUUACUACUGUUAAUAUACAAACCUCGAACAAAGGCUUCUGUAUGUGCCCUCCUGACUUUGUCGUUUGCUUGCCUUCAUCACUUUAUUUUUUAUCUCAUGCAUUUCAUAACACGCAAAUAGCCAAAAUCCUCAACGCCAGAAAUUCUGAUGACUAGUCAAGUUAAAUGUAUUUAUAUAGUGCUAUACUGCUUCAAAGCAGCUUCAUGGUUAUAAACAAUAAUAUAACAGUCGUACGUUGUCAAAUUUGUUAAUUCAAAAAUUAAAGGGAUAGUUCACCCAAAAAAAAAAAAUUCUGUCAUUAAUUACUCACCCUCAAGUCGUUCCAAACCCGUU
Messenger RNA from Cyprinus carpio (common carp), 3089 nucleotides. RefSeq names its product epsin 3a (gene epn3a). Gene Ontology annotation, cellular component: endosome; plasma membrane; clathrin vesicle coat. Gene Ontology annotation, biological process: endocytosis. Lineage: Eukaryota; Metazoa; Chordata; Actinopteri; Cypriniformes; Cyprinidae. Gene Ontology annotation, molecular function: phospholipid binding; clathrin binding. The record is from RefSeq and is a predicted model, not a curated record.